AUGGAAUUUGCUUGUUGCAUCAAAACUACAUGUGAAGCUCACGAUCCUCUUAUUUGUACACGUUGUGAACGAAACUUCCACGUCGAUUGUGCGCUGCCAUCUAAAUCACUAAAUUGGGAGCCCGAUGAAAGCAUAAGACUAAUGUGGAGGUGCCCCUCCUGUGGCAGCGCCUCUCCUCGUAACAAUAAAGACGAUACUCCUUGCCGUAAUUGUUACAAAGCGCUC
Brenthis ino (lesser marbled fritillary) is the source of this 225-nucleotide messenger RNA. Lineage: Eukaryota; Metazoa; Arthropoda; Insecta; Lepidoptera; Nymphalidae. The record is from the annotation of a GenBank genome assembly.